AUGAAUCAGGUCACAAUUCAAUGGGACGUGGCAAUAGCUCUUUACAUAUUCUUCAAUUGGUGUCAUGGAGGAAUUACAAAUAUAAACUGCUCUGGACGCAUCUGGGUAGAACCAGCCACAAUAUUUAAGAUGGGUAUGAAUAUCUCUAUAUAUUGCCAAGCAGCAAUUAAGAACUGCCAACCAAGGAGACUUUAUUUUUAUAAAAAUGGCAUCAAAGAAAGAUUUCAAAUCACAAGAAUUAAUAAAACAACAGCUCGCCUUUGGUAUAACAACUUUCUGGAGCCACAAGCCUUUAUGUACUGUACUGCUGAAUGUCCCGGAUAUUUUCAAGAGACACUGAUAUGUGGAAAAGACAUUUCUUCUGGAUAUCCACCAGAUGUACCUGACAAAGUAACCUGUGUCAUUUAUGAAUAUUCAGGCAACAUGACUUGUACCUGGAACCCUGGGAAGCCCACCUACAUAGACACCAAGUAUGUGGUGUACGUGCAGAGUUUAGAGACAGAAGAAGAGCAAGAGUAUCUCACUUCAAGUUAUAUUAACAUCUCCACUGAUUCAUUGCCAGGCGGCAAGAAGUAUUUGGUUUGGGUCCAAGCUUCAAAUGUACUGGGCACGGAGAAGUCAAAACAAGUGCAAAUUCACCUGGACGAUAUAGUGAUACCUUCUGCAUCCAUUAUUUCCAGGGCUGAGGAUAUAAAUACUACAGUGCCCAAAACCGUAAUCCACUGGAAUAGUCAAACAUCAAUUGAAAAGGUUUCCUGUGAAAUGAGAUACAAGGCUACAACAAACCAAACUUGGAACGUUAAAGAAUUUGACACCAAUUUUACAUACGUGCAACGGUCAGAAUUCUACUUGCAGCCAAACACUAAGUACGUAUUUCAAGUAAGAUGUCAAGAAAAAGCUAAAAGGUACUGGCAGCCCUGGAGUUCACCCUUUUUUCAUAAAACUCCUGAAAUAGUUCCCCAGGUCACACUGAAAUCAUUUCAACAUGAUACUCAGAAUUCUGGGCUUCUAAUUGCUUCCAUCUUUGAAGGACACCUUACUUCUGACAAUAGGCAACAAGACAUUGGGCUUCUAUUGGGAAUGGUCUUUGCCGUUAUUUUAUCAAUUCUUUCUCUGAUUGGGAUAUUUAACAGAUCGCUCAGAACUGGAAUUAAAAGAAGAAUCUUAUUGCUAAUACCGAAGUGGCUUUAUGAAGAUAUUCCUAAUAUAGAAAAUAGCAAUGUUGUGAAAAUGCUACAGGAAAAAAGUGAAUUUAUGAAUAAUAGUUCCAGCGAACAGGUCCUUUAUGUUGAUCCAGUGAUUACAGAGAUAGAAAUCUUUCUCCCAGAAGAAAAACCCAUGGACUACAAAAGGGAAAAGAACACAGGAUCCGUGGAGACAAACAACAGCCUGCAAAAGUCACUACUCACCAACACUACAAUUGUAUAUAUUCCUGAUCUCAACACUGGGUAUAAACCCCAGAUUUCAAAUUUUCUCACUGGGGGAAACCAUCUCAGCAAUAAUGAUGAAACAGCUUCCUCAACUCUGGAACCACCAGCUGAUUGCUUAAACCUGGGAAAGAAUGCCAGGUUUAAAAAAUAUCCUAAUUUUUCUUUCUCUGUCUCAAGUAUGAAUUCGCUAAGCAACACACUAUUUCUUGAAGAAUUAAGCCUCAUUUUAAAUCAAGGAGAAUGCAGUCCUCCAGACAUGCAAAACCCUGUAGAGGGGGAAACCACCAUGCUUUUGGAAAAUGCAUCACCAAAUGAAACUAUUCCAGAACAGACCCUGCUGCCUGAUGAAUUCGUCACCUGUUUGGGGAGCAUGAACGAGGCGUUACCAUCUAUAAAUUCUUAUUUUCCACAAAAUAUUUUGGAAAGCCACUUCAAUAGGAUUUCACUCUUAGAAAAGUAG
Molecule: messenger RNA, 1890 nt
Organism: Mesoplodon densirostris (Blainville's beaked whale)
Lineage: Eukaryota; Metazoa; Chordata; Mammalia; Artiodactyla; Ziphiidae
Gene: IL23R
Product: interleukin 23 receptor
Exons: 10
Coding region: 1-1890 (629 amino acids)
Biological process (GO): cytokine-mediated signaling pathway
Cellular component (GO): external side of plasma membrane
Molecular function (GO): protein binding; cytokine receptor activity
Source: RefSeq, a predicted model, not a curated record